AUGUCGCACAAGCCUGCGUCAGCUCUGAAGACCAUCCCACUCGUUUGGCCUUUCGCAGUAUGGGGAUUGGACAUGGUCGGUCCUUUGAGAAUAGGACGAAGCGGCUUCACACAUGUACUGGUGGCAGUCGACAAGUUCACCAAGUGGAUAGAGGCUAAACCAAUCAAGAGCCUUGACACCGGUACUGCUGUUAGCUUCAUCAGAGAACUAAUAUUCAGAUAUGGAGUCCCGCACAGUAUCAUUACGGAUAAUGGGUCGAACUUUGACUCGGAGGAAUUCAGAGGUUUCUGCAACUCCCAAGGCACUUGGGUCGACUACGCUUCAGUCGCCCAUCCGCAGUCGAAUGGACAAGCAGAGCGAGCUAAUGGACUGAUCCUUAAGGGAUUGAAGCCCCGACUGAUGCGUGAUCUCAAACACGCGGCCGGAGCUUGGGUCGACGAACUUCCCUCAGUGCUUUGGGGGCUGCGGACCACACCUAAUCGGUCGACCGGAAGAACUCCAUUCUUCUUGGUCUACGGCGCUGAAGCAGUCUUGCCGAGUGAUCUUCUCCACAAUGCUCCUCGAGUUGAAAUCUACAACGAAGCAGAGGCUGAACAAGCGCGGCAGGACGCAGUCGACCUUUUAGAGGAAGAAAGGGAGAUGGCUCUGAUCCGGUCGACCAUCUACCAACAAGAUUUGCGUCGUUUCCACUCCAGAAAUGUGAGAGGUCGAGCCUUCCAGGAAGGAGAUUUAGUUCUCCGAGUGGAUCAGCACAAACCACACAAGCUUGCU
Molecule: messenger RNA, 771 nt
Organism: Triticum aestivum (bread wheat)
Lineage: Eukaryota; Viridiplantae; Streptophyta; Magnoliopsida; Poales; Poaceae
Exons: 1
Biological process (GO): DNA integration
Molecular function (GO): nucleic acid binding
Source: RefSeq, a predicted model, not a curated record